GUGCUCCAGGAUGCAACCCCACUCAGUCCUACCCGCCAAACCCACAGGCGUCCAAUAGAAGUGCAAGAUAAAUUGUCCGGUCAACAGUCCAUUCAACACAUCCCAAACACUUUACCUUGGUGUGAGACUGGGAUCAGGGCUCUCUGACAUCUGCAAGAGGAUAAAUACACAUUGCACAAAGGAAAGGAUGCGAGAAAUCGUUUACAUUCAAGCUGGCCAGUGUGGCAACCAGAUCGGCGCAAAGUUCUGGGAGGUGAUUAGUGAGGAGCAUGGAAUCAACUGCACUGGGGACUAUGUGGGCGACUCAGACCUUCAGCUGGACAAGAUCAGUGUCUACUUCAACGAAUCCUCAUUCUCAAAGUAUGUCCCCAGAGCCAUCCUAGUGGACCUGGAGCCAGGAACAAUGGAUAGUGUGCGCUGCGGACACAUAGGACACCUCUUUAAACCGGACAAUUUCAUCUUCGGUCAGAGUGGAGCUGGUAACAACUGGGCUAAGGGCCACUACACAGAGGGAGCAGAGCUAGUGGAAGCAGUGAUGGACGUGGUGAGGAAGGAGGCAGAUAACUGUGACUGUCUCCAGGGCUUCCAGCUUACCCACUCCCUGGGUGGGGGCACAGGCUCUGGUAUGGGGACCCUACUCAUCAACAAGAUCCAGGAGGAGUACCCCGACCGUAUGAUGGCCAGCUUCAGCGUGGUCCCCUCCCCUAAGGUAUCGGACACGGUGGUGGAGCCCUACAACGCCACCCUCUCUGUUCACCAGCUUCUAGAGAACACAGACGAAACUUUCUGCAUCGACAAUGAGGCGAUCUACGACAUCUGCUUCCGCAAGCUCAAGCUCCCCACACCCACCUACGGAGACCUCAACCACUUGGUGUCGGUCACCAUGAGCGGGGUGACCACAUGCCUUCGCUUCCCAGGCCAGCUCAACGCCGACCUCCGCAAGCUGGCCGUCAACAUGGUACCCUUCCCCCGCCUGCACUUCUUCAUACUGGGCUUCGCCCCGCUCACUAACAGGGGGGGCCUGCAGUACCGUGCCCUCACCGUGCCUGAACUCACCCAGCAGGCGUUCGACGCCAAGAACAUGAUGGCAGCCUGCGACCCGCGUAACGGGCGCUACCUCACUGCGGCGAUGGUGUUCCGGGGUCACAUGUCUAUGAGGGAGGUGGACGAGCAGAUGCUGGCCAUUCAGAACAAGAACAGCAGCUACUUUGUGGACUGGAUCCCCAACAACAUUAAGACAGCGGUCUGUAAUAUCCCACCCCCUGGACUCAAGCUGUCCGCCACCUUCAUAGGUAACAAUACAGCCAUCCAGGAGCUGUUCAAGCGCCUCUCUGAGCAGUUCACCGCUAUGUUCCGUCGCAAGGCCUUCCUGCACUGGUACACGGGAGAGGGAAUGGACGAGAUGGAGUUCACCGAGGCCGAGAGCAACAUGAAUGACCUGGUGUCUGAGUACCAGCAGUACCAGGACGCCACCACUGAGGAGGAGGUGUUUGAUGAUGAAGAGGAAGAAAAAGGAAUAGCCUGA
Molecule: messenger RNA, 1525 nt
Organism: Oncorhynchus kisutch (coho salmon)
Lineage: Eukaryota; Metazoa; Chordata; Actinopteri; Salmoniformes; Salmonidae
Product: tubulin beta chain-like
Exons: 4
Coding region: 188-1525 (445 amino acids)
Biological process (GO): microtubule-based process
Cellular component (GO): microtubule
Molecular function (GO): structural constituent of cytoskeleton; GTP binding; GTPase activity
Source: RefSeq, a predicted model, not a curated record